This is a messenger RNA of Ostreobium quekettii, 2196 nucleotides long. NCBI's taxonomy places the organism in Eukaryota, Viridiplantae, Chlorophyta, Ulvophyceae, Bryopsidales, Ostreobiaceae. The record is from the annotation of a GenBank genome assembly.
AUGACUAUUGAUGGGGCCUCCCUGGGCGUGAGCGCGUUCAUAUUGAUCGCCCUCGCGGCCCCAUGGGUGCGCAUGCGCUUUCGGGGGCCUGGGACCAUCCAGCUGGCGAGCAUCCACCUCAACAGACGGUGGGGCCGCCUUGAUCGGGAGGCGGACAGCAACAGGAAGACACAGGCAGUCAAUGAAGUAUUGAGGUGCAUCCAUCAGAGGGGGCUGAAUCCUAUUGACCCACAGCUGCUGGAGGACAUAGGGGCUCAUCUGGAGGCUGAAUCACAGCGAGCUUCACGAGUUGUUCCUGCAGCACAGACCACCUGGCUCAUUAUCCUAACUCUGGCAGAGGCGCUGCAGUUCAUCGCAGUGCCCUUUGCCCCUGUGGUUGGAUGGGACAACAGCAGAUUACCAAAGAUUCUCCAAUAUGGCCUCCCACAACACCUUCACAACAACUAUGACACCAUGGAGAUCAUUCUCUGGAUCGUGCUUUCUCCGAUGCUGGCACUAGUGUUCUUGGCUAGCCUUGCGUCUGGCCUGGGCCUCAUCGCAGAGGUUGUGAAGAGAGUUGGGGGCGAAAAUACUAUGGCCCAAAAUGCUUUCUCCAAAGGAGUAUGCUUGGUGGUGCAGUUUGCAGUUGGCCUGUACAUAAGGGUGCAGGAACUGAUGCAGGAGUUUGAGUGUUUGUUUAUGUUUGCUGCCCUGCUGAUGCCAUUCUUCUGCCCCCAGUGCUUUCCGAUCAAGUCAGGCGUUAGUUGUUGGCAGGAGUCCACACACAUCACGUUCAUUGCCCUGAGCUUGCUACAGCUGUUGUGUCAGCUUGGCAUGGUGUGUUGGAACAACCUACUCUUGUACACAUUGUGCUGCCCCUGCAAGCACAGGAGCGCAGCCAGGUCGCCCAUGGGCAAAAUCAUGGAACAAUGCUUCCAAAAGGACGACCACAUGACAUUCUCAUCACAGGCCUGCUUGCAUGACCCAGCCAUCUUGGCUGACAUCGAUCUCAUGGUGCUUGACUUCGACCGGCCCAUGUUCUCAUCCACGUGGUCGGCGUUCAGCGGGUCGCUGAAACUCGUGCUAGCUACUUGCUUCGUCUUCUUCGGCCAGAAGGACGGCUGCAGAUGGAUGCUGUUGGGUCUGGCAAUGUUGUGCUACACUGUGCUGCUUGCGUUGAACUUGUUCAUGGCUCCGUGCACUGUGCACUGGAUCAAUUGUGCCAGGAAUGUGUCGCUGGUCGCCGGCCUAUGGGCUACACUGUGUGGAUUUGCAAUAGCAGGUGGAGGCACGGACUGUUAUGUCCUGGUGAGCCUUGCAGUUGGUCUCUUGAUCAUCGCUGUCGUGGUGCUCCCUGCCGUGAUGGUCUACGGCUUCCGCUCGAUCGAGGUGUAUCGCGGUGCAAGCGCGGUGCUAAGGGACAACCUGCUUAAUUCGUUCCAGAGGAUGGUGGUUCUCUUUCGAUUGCUCAUGGUGAGAGUGACACCCGAGGGAGCGAUCGUUGGUGGCGGCCAGAGGAGUGGAGUGUACACGAUAAAGGGGCUGGAGGUUGCCAGCCCGUCUGGGACCUUGUUCCAGGGCUCGCUGAGGAGACUAAGGGCUGAUGCUGAAGAUUGGAUGGAAUGGGCAGACUGGGGCGCCUUGGUAUGCCCAGCUGCAUGCUGCCCAUGCCUCCCGUGGAUACCCCUGUCCUUACCAGGAGACAGCAGUGUGUGCGAUCUUCGAAAGGGACAGCACAAGGAGAACCAGAAAGUGGAGAUGUCGCCCCACAGCCUCAUCUGCACGUCAACGAGCAAAGUAGAAAAGUGGAUGGAGUCAGCCGAUCUGGUGGUGGAUCCGGAUAGAGACGUGGAGCUCGGGUUCUGCAUGCCUCCUGAUGUUCGCUUUACGAUAGGCGAUGGACCACUGAAUUCAAAUGGUAUUGGACCCCACGACCUCUUUUACGACGCAUCAGCAUUGGGCUUCAAGGUGGGGGGCAAGCACAAAAGGCACCUGUCUGCUGCCCUAUACAGAUCGAGCCUAUGUCAGCAGCAGCCGAAAACCAGCACAAGCAGGAGUGAGGACGAAGGGCCAAGCUGUGGCCACCUGGAUGCACGUGCUGUGCAAACCAUAGAAAGGGCUUACGAGAAACAUGAACCCCAGGUGCCGGUGCCCCAAACACAUGAUCCAGAGGAACGGCCACGCUCCUCGGCUUUUGACACCGGAGGCCCACAGUAG